Penicillium odoratum is the source of this 3042-nucleotide messenger RNA. Its product is annotated as glycerol-3-phosphate dehydrogenase GUT2. Lineage: Eukaryota; Fungi; Ascomycota; Eurotiomycetes; Eurotiales; Aspergillaceae. The transcript is spliced from 8 exons. Gene Ontology annotation, biological process: glycerol-3-phosphate metabolic process. The record is from RefSeq and is a predicted model, not a curated record. Bases 1 to 3042 code for a protein of 1013 amino acids. Gene Ontology annotation, cellular component: glycerol-3-phosphate dehydrogenase (FAD) complex; mitochondrion. Gene Ontology annotation, molecular function: glycerol-3-phosphate dehydrogenase (quinone) activity.
AUGGCCGCUCGUCACUCACGCAGAUUUCUGCGACCGUUGCUGUAUACCUCCGCCGCCGCCGCCGCCGGAGCCGGUGUUCUCUACAUUUCUUAUCGUCCACGUAACAUCCCCGGUCUCGAGGCCCCUGCCGUUCCCCCUCCCGGUUACCAUGAGGGAAAACUUGUUCCUCCAAAUUUCCCCACAAUCAAGUCGCGUAUCGAUCAGAUUAAGGACUUGAAGCAGAGUCAGGAUGGGGAGUCCUAUGAUCUGCUGGUCAUCGGUGCCGGUGCCACCGGUGCCGGUAUUGCGCUAGAUGCCGCCACCCGCGGAUUAAAGGUGGCUGUGGUGGAGCGUGAUGAUUUCAGUGCCGGUACCAGCAGUAAGAGCACUAAGCUCGUGCACGGUGGUGUCCGCUACUUGGAGAAGGCGUUUUGGGAAUUGGAUUACAACCAGUACAAGCUGGUAAAGGAGGCGCUUCGUGAGCGCAAAUAUUUCCUGAACACUGCUCCCCAUCUCUCACAAUGGCUGCCCAUCAUGGUGCCGCUCCAAAAAUGGUGGCAGGCUCCUUAUUUCUGGGCCGGUUGCAAGGCUUAUGAUCUCUUGGCUGGUUCCGAGGGAAUUGAGAGCUCAUACUUUUUGACAAAGAGUAAGGCGAUCGAUUCCUUCCCUAUGCUCAAGCGGGAUAACGUCAUUGGUGCAAUGGUCUACUAUGAUGGUGCGCACAACGACUCUCGAAUGAAUGUUUCCCUCGCCAUGACCGCCGCCCUCUACGGCAGCACUGUCGUCAACCACAUGGAAGUCACCGGAUUGACUAAGGAUGCCGACGGUAAGCUCAAUGGAGCCCGCCUGAAGGACGUGAUUCCGGGCAAGGAUGGUGAAGAGGCACAGGAAUUCACCAUUCGUGCCAAGGGUAUUAUUAAUGCCACCGGUCCCUUCACAGACUCGAUCCGCAAGAUGGACGAGCCUGAUGUCAAGGAGAUUGUGGCCCCCAGCUCCGGUGUUCACAUCAUUCUUCCUGGAUACUACAGUCCGUCAAACAUGGGUCUCAUCGACCCGGCCACGUCUGACGGCCGUGUCAUCUUCUUCCUCCCCUGGCAGGGUAACACCAUUGCCGGUACUACCGAUGCCCCUGCGGAGAUCUCCCGUCACCCUGAACCCUCUGAGAAGGACAUCAGCUGGAUUCUGUCUGAGAUCCGUGGUUACCUGGCUCCCGACAUCAACGUUGACCGAAGUGAUGUCCUGGCUGCGUGGUCUGGUAUCCGCCCCUUGGUGCGCGACCCGGCCAAGUCUAGCUCUCAGGCGCUGGUUCGCAACCAUCUGAUCUCUGUUUCUCCCUCGGGAUUGUUGACCUGCGCUGGUGGUAAGUGGACCACCUACCGCCAAAUGGCCGAGGAGGCCGUGGAUGAAGCUAUCGAUGUGUUCAAGCUGCAACCCCGUGAGCCGCUCGCGGUCCCGGAUAUCAGUGGUGUUGGUGGAAGUGGCCUGGUCGCGGACGGUGCCACCCUGGACGGCAGCUGCCAGACCCACCAGGUCCGCCUCAUCGGUGCCCACGGUUUCUCCAAGACCCUCUUCAUCAACCUUAUCCAGCACUUUGGCCUGGAGACCGAUGUUGCCAAGCACCUGACUGAGUCGUACGGUGACCGUGCUUGGCAGGUGGCUGCUCUUUCCUCGCCCACCAAUGCUCGCUUCCCUGUGCGCGGCCAGCGCAUUUCGGCCCUGUACCCCUUCGUGGAUGGUGAGGUCCGCUACGCCAUUCGCCACGAGUACGCCCAAACUGCCGUUGAUGUGAUUGCCCGUCGUACCCGGUUGGCUUUCUUGAACGCCGAGGCCGCUCUGGAAGCGUUGCCAAAGGUGAUUGACUUGAUGGCCGAGGAGUUGAACUGGAGCAACCAGCGUAAGGAGGUGGAGUGGAAGGAUUCCAUGUCAUACCUCCGAUCGAUGGGUCUCCCCAAGAACUUCCAGGGCCUGUCUCGUCAGGAGGUUCAGGAUGGCCGCGUCCAGGACCUCGAUGAGGUCGCGUUCAAGACUUUGAUUCGAACUGAACCCCCUGCCGAUAUUCUCAAGAGUGACGCUGUCACCUCCCCAAUCAUCUACAGCACCGAGCCCACGGCAUCUGCAAGUAUCACUGGCAUGGACACUGUUGCCCGGCUGGAACAAGAUUUUAUCAAAAUCCAACAGGUGGAAGAUGCUGGAGAUAUCCUGAUCGGGAGCCAUGUUCUCAUCUGUUCUAUCAUGACGAAUGUCCUCACCGAGCAUCCCAAUUGUAUCAUUCCGUAUGUAUCUAUUGGGGCACUUAUGGACUUUCUCCCAACUCUCCCAAUCGGACCGCCAUUCUAUCUGUCAACGGUCAGCUUCACAAGCAUUCUCAUCGCAGUUCUCAUGAGUAUGGUCGCGAUUUCCCUUGGUUGGACUUCUCCUCACCUCCAGGCAUUCCCUCCAGUUCCGACAAUACAAUAUGCCUGUCUUGCUAUUGCCGACAUCGUCUUUACAUAUGCUGGUUAUGUUGUCUUCUUUCUUUUCUCCGAACUCGAAGACAUCGAUGCUCUUCCCAAUGCCCUUGUAUCUCUACACUCCCGGGUAGCGAUCCUGUACAAGCCUUCAGCAAUCGCCAUCCAUGCCUUUGUUGGCAACGAGGCCAUACCUCUUGCCCUCAGCGCUGUCGGGAAACUCCAUCGUCAGAUCUCCAUCUCCUAUGGGAUUGCAACGCCAGCGCUUGUCGUCGGGGUAGUGGUGACUGCCCAUGUUGUGGUCAAGCUCAUCUACCUCCGUAUGGUCUGUGAUAUCAACUCCAUGCACAACCGAUCUUAUGCAGGCCGAGGCACAUGGGCUGUGAGCUAUGCAAGCCUUUAUAUCGUAUCCUGGGUCAUUACCGAAGGAAUCCCUAUCUCCAAGGACAGGCUUAAUGUGCUCGUUCUUGACCCAAAAACAAAUGAUGACAUUAUUCGUCAACCUUUCCAUAUUGACCUUGAUGCUACUCAUUGUAAAUCCAAAAGAGCCCACUUUGAAGUUGAAACUGACGGGAAUGAGUGGAUUAUCGAAUCGACCAAUCUCUACCAGGAUUAG